AUGUCUUUAUCAUUAAACGUUUACGCAAGAGUGAAAUUUCGAUGGCCCUCAAGAAUAUGUUCGCAUUGUUGCAAAAAUUACCAUUCUACCUCACAGCUUCUCACCACAAAGGAUUCAUCUAAUAAUAUUGAGAAAAAGAACAAUGAAAAAGAAGGUCUUUCCGAGGAAAGCAAGACGACACAAGUCAGGCGGCGAAUAAAAAGAUUUUUAUUUAAAGAAUUUUUGGCGCAAGAAGGAAAGCUUUACGAAAUGCCAAAAUUUAAUGGGCCUAAUUAUUUAGGUUCUUCCAACUGUCCAUUUCCAAUGAACCCAUAUUUCAAAGCUCAACCACCGCUUUCCGACACGUUUAAAGAAGUAGUGUGGGAUAUGUUUAUGCAAGGAAUCACCAUACGGGAAAUUGGGACGAAAAUGGGAAUUUCACUUAAAAGAGUCGAAGCCAUUUUGAAAUUGAAGAAGUUAGAAAAGGAUAUGAUCGCUCAGGGAUUAACGAUUCAAAGAAGUUUUUCAUCUCAUAUGGAAAAAAUGUUAGGCGCGAGAUCAAUUUUAUCAGAGGAACUAAGUGACACUUUGCCACAAGUGGGAAAGCCAAAGUUUUAUUUGAGAGAUGAAGGCGAAGCUUUUAAACCAGAAGACGCUGCAAACAUUCUAAAACGUCCGACCUUAGCUAUAUUAGAAGAACGAAAAUUGAGAGAGGAAUUAGUUCGACCAUUCUCGUUAGAAGAAAAAACAAAUGAAUUACAAGGCGCUAUAGAAAUUGAACGUAAUGAAGAUUUAAAAAAUAAAAGAUUUGCAUUUAGAUUUAAAAAUGUUGGAAAGAACCCCGGUAUCGUCAUUCGUGAAAGAGAUGGAAGUCUACUAAAAGUAGAGAAUACAUCCAUAGGAAAAUCAAUACAUUUUACCAAUUGA
Acaulospora morrowiae is the source of this 906-nucleotide messenger RNA. Lineage: Eukaryota; Fungi; Glomeromycota; Glomeromycetes; Diversisporales; Acaulosporaceae. The record is from the annotation of a GenBank genome assembly.